ACAACAACACAUAUAUUUAAUUUUAUCACAAUAUGGCUAAAUUGUUGAGAGCAUUUUUCUUCAAAUCUCUUUUCAUAUUUUGGUACCGUUUUCUCCUUAGACAACUCAAAAACCUCAUAGUUUUCCAUAGAACUAUUAGCAACACUUUUGCUACUACCACCACCACUACAACAACAUCACAAAAUAAAUACCAAAAAUUUCCAUCUCUUCUUAAUCGAACAGACCUAGAUGACCAUACAUUAAUCUUCGAUGUCGAAAACACUCUUCUUAGAUCAUCUUCUCUGUUUCCGUAUUUCAUGCUUGUAGCAUUUGAAGCAGGAGGACUUCUAAGAGCCAUUGUUCUUGUUGUUCUAUACCCUUUUAUUUAUUUUUCAGGAGAAAAAAUGGGGUUGAAGAUUAUGGUUAUGGUAUGUUUUUUUGGUAUUAAAGCAGAGAGCUUUAGAAUUGGAAGAUCGGUUAUGCCGAAAUUCUUUUUGGAAGAUGUUGGUUCUGAAAUCUUUGAGGUGGUUAGUAAAGGUGGGAAGAAAAUGGGUGUUAGUAAUCUACCUCGUGUAAUGGUGGAGAGUUUCUUGAAAGAGUAUUUGGAAAUUGAUUUUGUGGAUGCUAAGGAACUCAAAAUGUUUUGUGGGUACUAUGUUGGGUUGUUGGAUGAGACACAAAAUGUUCAUGCUUUGAAACAAGUUCAAGAAGGAAAAGGUUGUUCAGAUAUGAUUGGAAUUUUUAACAUUAGAGACCAUGAAAUUUUCUCUUCUUGCAAGGAGGUCUAUGUUGUGUCACAAGCUGACAAAAGAAGUUGGAAAAAGCUAGCCAAAAAGAAUUAUCCAAAAGCACUUAUUUUCCAUGAUGGAAGAUUGGCCUUAACACCAACCCCAUUAAAAUCGCUAGCAAUGUUAAUAUGGCUUCCCUACGGAAUAUUCCUCUCCGUUAUCAGAAUCUUAUUAGCCUUCACACUUCCGUUCAAACUCUCAACUCCGUUACUAAUCUUCACCGGCCUCCGUCUCACAUCAUCCCUCCCCGAAAACGCACACCCCAACAAACAAAACGACAACACCAAAUCCAACGGCCACCUUUACGUUUGCAACCACCGAACCUUACUAGACCCACUCUACAUUUCAUUCUCAUUACAAAAGAAACUAAUAGCGGUAACUUAUAGCCUAAGCAAAGUCUCCGAGAUAAUCGCACCGAUCAAAACGGUGCGAUUGAGUCGGAACAGAGACACUGAUUCAAAAAUGAUGAAGAGGUUGUUACAAGAAGGGGACGUAGUUGUCUGUCCCGAAGGAACCACUUGUAGGGAACGUUAUUUAUUAAGGUUCAGCCCUUUGUUUUCUGAGAUGUGUGAUGAGAUUACACCUGUGGCUGUUGAUAGCCACGUCAGCAUGUUUCAUGGGACAACCGCUGGGGGUUUGAAAUGUUUGGACCCGGUUUUUUUUCUCUCGAAUCCGUCUCCGGUUUAUACGGUUCGGUUGUUGAACCGGGUUUAUCGUUCAGAGUUUUCACGGAUUAAUGAGGAUGUUGAGGUUGAGGGGUGUAGAUUUGAAAUGGCGAACCGGGUUCAAGGUGAAAUUGGGAAUGCUUUGGGGUUUGAGUGUACGAAAUUGACGAGGAAAGAUAAGUAUUUGAUUUUGGCUGGGAAUGAAGGUGUUGUUUCAAAGAGGUGAAAAAUCAACAAAAACAGAGUUUAUUUAUGAUUAGUUUGAUGAAAAUGAAAGAGUUUUAAUUUCGUGGACCUAUAGAAAAUAAUGGUCAUCUUUUGUUUUUGUUUUUUUUUAUUUGAUUUAAUUGAUUGUAAUUGUUUUUUUAUUCAAAUUUGUGUUGUAUAUUUUGUGUUACUAUUAAUGCAAAGCAAUAUUGAUUAAUGUUGAUAUUUUGAUUUGAUCUGUCAAAAUUAAAAUUUAUGUAGUCUUUAAUUUGUAAUUAAUGUGAAUGAGGCUAGCUGGCUACUGUUUAAACGGAUGAAAGUGCGAUAAAGUAGAAUUUAAUUUACAAUAACCAAGUUUAUGAUAUGUUACAAUUGAAUUA
This is a messenger RNA of Vicia villosa (hairy vetch), 2019 nucleotides long. Its product is annotated as probable glycerol-3-phosphate acyltransferase 2. The transcript has 2 exons. The record is from RefSeq and is a predicted model, not a curated record. Gene Ontology annotation, cellular component: membrane. Gene Ontology annotation, biological process: cutin biosynthetic process. The coding region runs from base 33 to 1658 and encodes 541 amino acids. Gene Ontology annotation, molecular function: phosphatase activity; glycerol-3-phosphate 2-O-acyltransferase activity. NCBI's taxonomy places the organism in Eukaryota, Viridiplantae, Streptophyta, Magnoliopsida, Fabales, Fabaceae.